Molecule: messenger RNA, 2931 nt
Organism: Asterias rubens (European starfish)
Lineage: Eukaryota; Metazoa; Echinodermata; Asteroidea; Forcipulatida; Asteriidae
Product: annexin A11-like
Exons: 12
Coding region: 141-1082 (313 amino acids)
Cellular component (GO): cytoplasm
Molecular function (GO): calcium ion binding; calcium-dependent phospholipid binding
Source: RefSeq, a predicted model, not a curated record
UGUGUAGUGUGUAAAUCACCCAAACCUUUUAUAUCAGCUCAUGAUCAGACUGUGUGUCGUGUUAUCGGGUGUGGAUCUACGCUCACUGUCUGCUCGGCUCUAGUUUUCUAUUGUACCAGUGCGAAAGUCUGCUCCUAAAAAUGGCAAGUGUAAAACCAGCACCCAACUUUGACAAGGACCAUGAUAGCCAGGCACUCAGGAAGGCCAUGAAAGGAUUGGGUACGGAUGAACAGGCGAUUGUUGACGUACUGGCUGCCCGCUCGAAUGCUCAGCGACAAGAACUAUUGCUGCAUUACAAGGCUGCAUAUGGCAGGGAUCUAGUGAAAGACUUAAAGAGUGAGCUGGGAGGUAAUUUUGAGGAUGCUGUUCUUGCUUUGAUGAGCCUACCACCAGUGUAUGAUGCAAAGUGCCUUAAAAAAGCAAUGAAGGGUUUAGGAACAGAUGAAGAUGUUCUGGUUGAGAUUAUGUGUGCCAGAACAAACGAGGAACUGAAAGCCAUCAAGGCUGCUUAUAAAACUGAAUGCAAAAGUGACUUGGAGAAAGCUCUCUCUGGUGAAACAAGCGGAGAUUUCAAGCGUGUUCUCAUCGGUCUAAGCACAGGUGCACGUGAUGAGAACCCCAAUGUUGAUGCUGGUAAAGUUGCAGAAGACGCACAAGCUCUGCAAAAGGCAGCGAAAGGUCUGGGUACGGACGAGUCUGAGUUUCAACGAAUCCUUGUAGCUAGAAGCAAAGAGCAUCUGAGAGCAGUCUUUGAUCAAUACGAAAAGCUCACAGGCAAGUCGGUUGCGUCUACCGUCAAAAGUGAAAUGUCAGGAAACCUGAAAAACGCCUACCUGUCCAUUGUGUCUUACUUCCAUAACCCACACGAGUUCUUUGCUGAUCAACUUAACAAAGCAAUGAAGGGAGCUGGAACGGACGAGAAGCAACUUAUCCGGAUAGUCGUAUCCCGAAGUGAGAUGGAUUUGGAGCACAUCAAGGUGGUAUACUUGGGAAAAUACAACAAGACAUUGUCUGAAGCUAUCAAAAGCGAGACGAGUGGAGACUUCCGUAAAAUUCUGCUGGCUAUCAUUGAUGGAGAAUAGAGGUCUCUAUAGUUACGGAGAAUAUUUUAAAACAACCUUAAAGACUAUUUAAAAAUAACAGAUAUAUUUACUUAACAAAUGCUUUGGUGAGGUUUAUUCGCACGCAUGGAUCAUUAAUAAUCAAUCAUAUACUUUGGUGUCAUAUUGUCUUUUGAAAACUUGAUUAAUUCCAAUCAAGCCCGUUAUUUUUAGCAACCUGUAUAUACAGGUUGUAGGUGGAUGUAAAACUGCAAUAUUCUUUAGGAACUAAGUACAAGGUGUAGUUUUGAUAAAAGGUGUGACAAAGUAAUUGCAAAGUAUAUCAUUUUUUUUUGUACAUCCGUUUAAUGUGAGGAUGAAAUGUAUGAAAUAAGCAUCCUUUUAGAAAUGUACCCAGACUAAGUAGUGAAUAAACUGUUAUUUAUUUAGGCACGACUUACGCUCUAUCAGAUAGUCUUUAACCAGGCAUACAUAUCCAUGUAAUUUGAUUGGUUGAACACACGUCACGUCACGUGUAAUCCUUUGUUUUGUCACUUGUACUGCUGCGGAACAAAAUUUAGUAUUAUAUACCUUUCUAACGCAACGUCACGGCCAAAGUUUUUUUGCCAACCGAGUAUUGGAAAACUAUGGAAAGCCAUAAUAGAUGCAAUACAAAAACAAGUAGCUACAGUUUGUAAAAAUGUCACACAGGUAUUACAAAAUAGUGAUGGAUUUGUUGGAAAUGUUUGCAGCGGUGGUUAAAAAAUAAUAGUUUUCCCGCCCGAUAGUCCUAAACGAGGCAAUGUUGGGUCAAGGCGGUCAAGGUUGGUGUAUGGGCCUACAUUGAGUCACCCUCGUUGUUUAGAAGGCGCCUUUUUAUUUUUAAUUCUUAUUUAUUUUUAAAUAUACAUAAAAUAGACUGGCAAACUCGUCCACCAAAAUAAAUAGGAAUACGUUUUUUUUUUAGCAACCUAUAUGUAUUUUUUAAAGCACUUUGUUGGACGAGUUCGCGAUUCUGUCAUGAACCACACCCAGCUUCGCCUCGUAAAAUGGAAAAGUUUCGAAGUGACCUCAUGGUUAUAUUUUUUUCCCACCACGCACUAAAAAAUUGAAUCGAAUUGAAUUGAAAAAAUGCAUCCAAUUGUAUACUUUAUUUGAAGAAAUGGUAAAAUUAACUCUCAUUUGUUCGUAACUGCUGGAGUAGACACGUACAUUACCAUCAGUGUCUGUCUCUCAAAGGGUUUGGGGAACUUUUUGAUGGACACAAAACACAAUGUCCACAUAUUUAUAUUAAACUUAAAUGGUUUACAGAUAAUGAUGGUAGAAAGCUUCCCUUAAAAUAUUACUUUUUAAGGUGGUGUAUAGUGUUUGGAGAAAUUAGUAAAACAAUUUCAAGAAUUUCUUUUGCACGUACACGGCAUUAUGCGACUCUCCUGAAAACAUUGCUCUGUUAUUCACAUUGCUCUGUGAUAAAAAAAAACUUGACGACUUGUGAAGCUCCAACUUCUACAGAUAAAUUAUAUUACAUACAUCUUCAUUCACAGUGAGUAGGGAUUCAUGUCAUGGCCAAAAACCUGAUCUACAAAAGGUAUCGGCACCCUUUUAAAAACACACUUGUUUCGAUAUUCUCCCGUUGGAUACAGUGGGUUACAAGUUUGUUAGUAACGGUUCACCACUGGCCUAUCUAGCCAUACGGGGCAGUUCAAAGCAAAUACAUUUUUUGCAAUGGUUCGAUGUAGAUUGAUAUUUGUUAUACAUUCUGAUAUUAGUUUUCAAUAUCAAUACUUGGAUUGGUUAAUAUUAAAAUAAUAUUUGUCUUCACUAAUAUAAAGAAUGUAAUCAGGAAUAAUAACAAUAAAUUAUGCAAUCUUAUUUUGCAUUAUGUUUCAGA